AUGGAGACAGACAGGAGUGGAGAGACUGCAAUCAACAUUAUUCCGGGGACAAAGGCCAAUGGUACAGGAAAAGCCCCUGUGGUAGUCUCUUCAACAAAAGCUGUGGAACAACCAAAACGAGGAGUAAAAAAAGGCAUUGCUAUUUGUGACUUCCUGUUAAGGCUCUGUGCCAUUGGGGCUGCCAUAGGUGCCACUGCCACCAUGGGGACUACCGAUGAGACUCUCCCUUUUUUCACACAGUUCUUACAGUUCCAGGCUCAAUAUAACGAUAUUCCAGCUUUUGAGUUUUUUGUGAUAGCGAAUGCAAUAGUUGCGGGGUAUCUUCUCCUCUCCUUGCCAUUCUCCAUAAUCUGCAUCAUUCGUCCUUAUGCAACAGCACCAAGGCUCCUCCUUCUUAUCUUUGAUACAGUGAUGACGGGUCUAACUAUAGCUUCAGCUUCAGCUUCAGCUUCCAUUGUGUACUUGGCUCAUUAUGGAAACCCAAACACAAACUGGCUUGCUAUUUGCCAGCAGUUUGGAGACUUUUGCCGGAGUGUAAGUGGAGCUGUGGUGGGUUCCUUCAUAGCAGGAGCCAUCCUCAUGUUCAUAAUCGUGCUCUCCGCUUUUGCUCUCAAACGAAGCUGAGAAACAAAACAGCAAAAGAAACCAAGGAAUUAAUUACU
Messenger RNA from Theobroma umbraticum, 662 nucleotides. RefSeq names its product casparian strip membrane protein 2-like. The record is from RefSeq and is a predicted model, not a curated record. NCBI's taxonomy places the organism in Eukaryota, Viridiplantae, Streptophyta, Magnoliopsida, Malvales, Malvaceae.